Poecilia reticulata (guppy) is the source of this 3088-nucleotide messenger RNA. RefSeq names its product family with sequence similarity 234 member A (gene fam234a). The record is from RefSeq and is a predicted model, not a curated record. Gene Ontology annotation, molecular function: protein binding. NCBI's taxonomy places the organism in Eukaryota, Metazoa, Chordata, Actinopteri, Cyprinodontiformes, Poeciliidae.
UGUUUGUAGCAAAGAUACCGAUCUCGCUGCUGUGUGGAUUUAGCAUUUGCUGAACAACUUGUGAUAGCAAAGUACUUUCACCUGUUUUUGAACUAAUUUCGCUAACUUAUAUGCCCAGUAAAGACUAAAUCUUUAAUUUUAUUUGAACAGCUUUGAGUUGGGGGUUGUCUGUGUCCAGGUGAGGGUUUAAUUUUGUCGUUAUGAAGCUGUCCCUGCUGUAAAUGACCUGAGGCCACCGUGACUAACUGGGCGUGUUGUUCCGGUUGAAGAUGCUCUGCAGGCCGGUGAUGCUGUGAAGGCCAUGGAGACCGCAGACCAGGCCACCGAGGGCUCCCCUCUGAAGCCGGCGGGAGACGGGUCGGAGGCGGCUCCGGCGGCAGAACUGCAGAAGAAGAGCUGCAAGCGGGGAUUCUGCAGGAUGAGCCACUGGAGGACGGCGGUGUUCUUCCUCUCCCUCUUCCUCUGCCUCACCGUGGUCUUCGCCUUCUCCUUCAUCAUCCCGUGUCCUGAGCGGCCGCAGUACAAGCUCAACUGGAGCCGAAGCUUCUCCGACGCAGUGACCUACGACUUCCUGGCUCUGGACCACGCCAACAGCGACCAGGUGAUGGACGUCCUGAUCGUCAUCAGAAGCCCAGAAAGUUCUCCAAACACGUCGUGUUCUGACGAAGGCCUGACUUCGCCGUGUCUGUUCCUGCUGGCGCUGGACGGGACCAAAGGAGAGACGCUGUGGGAGCGGCCGCUGGGGGGCGAGCUGGACUGGGCCCAGUGCGGCCUGCGGCCUUCAUCCUGGCACUGCCUGCUGUCCCAUUCGGACAACCUGACCGCCGUCGACAAACGCACCGGUGCGGUGAUGUGGCAGCAGCCUCGGCCCUCGGUUCUGUCCGUCUCGCUGCCCGUCCUCAGUGUCCCGGAUCUGGACGGGGACCGGGUCCACGACGUGGUUCUGGUCCUGCUGAAUGACACACAGACGCAGCUGGUGCUGCUCUCCGGGCAGACGGGGGAUCGGAUCGGGUCGGAGGUCCCCAUCGGCGGCGGCGCCACGCAGAGCCACCUGCUGCACCGAACCAAAGAUGGAUUGUACUUCCUGCUGCUGCAGAGAGCCUCCGGCGUGUUCAGCCUGCCUCUCUGGGAGAUCGCAGCCAGAGCCAAACCGGGUCUGGGUCCGGAUCUGAAGCGGGACAAACACCUGGAGAAAACGGCCAGCAACACAAUGGGCCUGGUGUCCAUCUACCAAUCGGAGGCCAGACGUUUGCUGAGGACCAAAGACGGCGAUGAUUCCUCUGACCUGCUGGUUGUGUCUAGAAGAGAGGUGGCGCUGGUGGACGGACCGUCCUUGAAGCGACGAUGGAGAUUCAACACCAGCUCCAGCGGGGGGUUUCCGUCCUUCGGUCACUUUAACAGAGACGACGUUCUUGAUCCGGUGGUUGAAGUUGAAGAUGAUGAUGUCAGAAACUCCACUAAGGUCGCCAUCUUGGACGGAGGGACCGGCGGUCUGCUGUGGGAGGAGCAGCUGCAGCCCGGCGCCGGCCCCCUCCGACCCGACGCCGUCCACACCACCAACUCGCUGUCCGUCUUCAUGUUCUGGGGCCUGAUUCGGUCCGGGUCCAACUCAUCGGAGGAGUCUGGCGGUUCCCCGUGCUCCUACAUGCUGCACCCGCUCUACCCGGACGUCCUGCUGGAGUUCAGCCACGGCGAGGAGCGCAUCGUCGCCUUCAGAGCCACUCUGAUGGAGCGCAGUCGCCACGCCGCCUACUUCCUGCUGACUGGGCCGGAGGCGGGUGAGGCGGGCGGCACCGUGGUUCUCACCAAGCGGAAGCUGAAGCAGGACGUCCCAUUGUGCAGCGUCCGCCACAUCAGGACCAGCCAGCAGCACAGCGACGCCGAAGUCCGGGAAGCGUUUUACCGCCUGCGCUUCAGGAGCGACUAGCGAAACAUGGCCGCCGACUGGCAAAACAUGGCCGCCAACUGGCGACUGUUCCUCACUACAAAUCCAAAGCUCUUACUUUAUCACGAGCCAAAGAAAGUCCUUCCUACUUUACUUUAACUGGAAAGAUUCUUCCUGACACCUGGACAGGUGAAGGUGACGUUACCAUGACGACGUAUUACGGCAAUUAGAGAUAGAAAAAAAAAUUCUUACAUUUCAUACAUUUUGCAGAAAGUACUUGGAAAUUUCAGUGUUUGAAAAGUUUAAAAUAUGCUAGAAAAAUAAAUUAUUUUGAGAUUAACCUUAGAAAGUUUCUAGAGAGUGAAAUGUGUGCGUUGGACGAGUCAAAACGUUUCUAGAAAAAGCUCAAAUUCUGUAGAAAAACCUGGAAAUUUCUGAGGUUCAAACUCAGAAAUUCCACCUUUUUUCUCAGAAAUUUCUGAAAUUAAACUUUUUUUUUAAAGAAAAUUUUACUUUUUAAGCUAAAAUUUUCGAAUUUUCUUCUAGAAAAUUUCUGAGAUUAAUCUAGAAGUUUGAUGGUUUUUUCUAGAGAUUUCCUAAAUAAUUUUCUACCCAUACUGUCUCUGAUGCGGCCGAACGUCGGCGUCCAAUCAGAACUGUUGAACAGCUGCUGCGAACACAAACCCGCUGAAACUCGUCUUAACUGAACCAGAUCCGAUCCAAGCGGGACGAUUUUCACCUCUAUGCAUGAACAUUUGCAUAUGCCGUUUUUUGCUUUUAGCCGCAGAGGCCUUAAAGGAGACAUGUCAUGUCGGCCUUUAAACUCUUUCAUUUGUUGCGACUCAGCAGGAAACGGAGCGACUGGUUCUGAUUCAGACCAGAACCAAACCAACACUAACAAACACUUAAAUGCUGUUAAUUUGCUGUCAGUUUAGACAUGAAUGUUACGUGUUGAAUCCAAGAUGCUGGAAGUUUUACGGUCUGCAGGACUAGAGCUGAAACUUUAUUAAUCAUUUAUGAAACAUCACUGUGGUUCAUGACAUCUGCUGUCUAGUUUCAGAAACUUUCCUCCUCAUAACGAGUGAAAACAGAAACUCUUGGCUGUAGAUUUUCUUGCUUUGAACGUUUGGAGUUGAUUUAUUUGAUAAAAUGUCUGUAUUGAAUAAAUUACUUUUUUAAAUAAAGACUUCAGUUUGAAAUGUG